This is a messenger RNA of Annulohypoxylon truncatum, 645 nucleotides long. RefSeq lists its product as uncharacterized. The record is from RefSeq and is a predicted model, not a curated record. Gene Ontology annotation, biological process: regulation of DNA-templated transcription. Gene Ontology annotation, molecular function: DNA-binding transcription factor activity, RNA polymerase II-specific; zinc ion binding. The coding region runs from base 96 to 452 and encodes 118 amino acids. Lineage: Eukaryota; Fungi; Ascomycota; Sordariomycetes; Xylariales; Hypoxylaceae. The transcript has a single exon.
GUUCAUGAUACACAAGGUUAGACGAGAUCGUUGACAGACUAUUCUUUUGACCAAAGACGUAUCGAGUAACAUUCGCAGCCACGGCUUACUCGAAUAUGUUGUCUAACCCACUUCAGCGGUUUUCACCGUACCACGCGCUGCCUUCUAACACACUGCUCUCCAAUGCUCAUGUACCUGGAGGUCACCUUCACGGAACCGGUCUGGAUACUUUCGGUCAUGGAUCACAGUACACUCUACAACACCUUCAACAACACGUAGGAGUACACGCACCGCAUCUAGCCCGAGCACCGCAGCCAAAGCAUCGGCAGCAUCCCUAUGGGGGCCCAAGCACAAGAGCUACAGGAGCAGCCGGCCCUAUUAGAAGAAGAAUAAGCAGGGCUUGCGACCAAUGCAACCAGCUCAGGACCAAGUGUGAUGGACAGCACCCUUGCGCUCAUUGCAUAGGUUGGUGAUUACCUAUACGGAUAGAUCCUAGGACUAGAUCAAGGUACUAAUAGAAUUAGAAUUUGGGCUUGGCUGUGAGUAUAUCCGAGAACGAAAGAAGCGAGGCAAGGCCUCCCGCAAGGAUCUCGCCCAACAAGCUGCUGCUCAGGCCGCCGCUGCCGCCGCCGCCCAAAACGGACAGAAAUCUCCAAACCAGAACGA